Messenger RNA from Schizosaccharomyces osmophilus, 2727 nucleotides. RefSeq names its product mitochondrial dynamin family fusion GTPase Msp1 (gene msp1). The transcript has a single exon. Gene Ontology annotation, molecular function: GTPase activity; GTP binding; microtubule binding. Lineage: Eukaryota; Fungi; Ascomycota; Schizosaccharomycetes; Schizosaccharomycetales; Schizosaccharomycetaceae. The record is from RefSeq and is a predicted model, not a curated record. The coding region runs from base 1 to 2727 and encodes 908 amino acids. Gene Ontology annotation, cellular component: microtubule; membrane; cytoplasm.
AUGCGAUUUGAACAAUACCUUUCUAAGAUCUGCUUCAAGCUAGGAAGUCCUACCCGAUAUCCUCGAUAUAGAACGGGACUGCGGAGACCAAAUUUACAUUUUCAGUCACCAAGCUUAUUAUCACUUUCUGGAUUUCAUCCAUUUCGCGCAUAUAGUAUCUUUAAAGGACCUGGAGCCUUGAAAGGCAACUCCCUUUCUACCGUAAAUAUACCUCGAUUUCUGUCUUUUUCGUCGAUCCCGAAAGCUUUUUUCCGCUCUUUACGACUUCCAGUUGCUGGAUUUUCUCUAGUCGCUGGCGGUAUUGCUUAUGUUGGUGCUCAGGUACAGCGCGCCUCUGAUUAUACAAAAGAUGUUUUUGACAGAGCAUUUAACGUUGUAGAUUCUGCUUGGGAUAAAACGAGAGAAGUGGUCAAUGACGCUACGGCCAUAAACUUGCCUGAAAUCCAUAUGCCAGAAUGGAUGGAAAAGAUUCUUCGUCUUGACGAAGAGAGUGUCGAGAAACGUCGCCAAAUGCAGUUACGGAAAGGUCAAGAAAAAAAAAACCAAGCAGGAGAAAGCGGAAAUGAGUCAAGUGGUUCUGGAAAUGAUGACAAUCCUGCGGGUGUUGUGGUCGGUCUCACUGGGGUUGUUGCUUCCAAUCUGACAACUGAUGAAGAAAGCAGUUAUGACAAAUUAAACGAAGACGAAAAGCAAAGGUUAGCGCAAGAAUCUAAAGAUGACCGUAUGAUGAUUUUCACAAAAAAGAUGAUCGAAAUCCGAAAUAUUUUACAUGACAUUCAAGAUGAUAAUAGCCAUAUUACACUUCCAAGCAUUGUUGUUAUAGGUUCACAAAGUAGUGGAAAAAGCAGUGUUUUAGAAGCGAUUGUGGGGCACGAGUUUUUGCCCAAAGGUUCUAAUAUGGUAACAAGAAGACCCAUUGAGCUUACAUUAGUUCAUUCCAAAGAAACCACGACUCCUUAUUGCGAAUUCAAUGGCUUUCAACUUGGACAAAUUACUGAUUUCACAAAAGUUCAGCAGGUUUUGACGGAUAUGAACAUGGCUAUACCUCCUCAUCGAGGAGUGGACGACGACCCAAUUCGUCUUACCAUUUGUGCUUCCCAUAUCCCAAACCUUUCACUUAUUGAUCUACCCGGCUAUAUCCAAAUCCAUUCGUCUGAUCAACCAGUUGAUUUAGACGAUAAGAUUGCUAACUUGUGCGACAAAUAUAUCCAAGAACCAAAUAUCAUUUUGGCGGUUUGCGCAGCAGACGUUGACCUUGCAAAUUCAACUGCCUUGAAAGCGAGCCGACGUGUAGAUCCUUUAGGUCUGCGAACAAUCGGUGUCAUAACAAAGAUGGAUCUAAUUCCUCCCGAGAAAGCUGUUUCUAUUUUACGUAACGAGCAUUAUCCAUUGCACUAUGGGUACAUUGGUGUCAUAUCCAAAGUUCCCCAGUUGAGUAUGUGGUCGCGGAAUCAAAAUUUAACGGAUAUCGUGAGCUCUCGAGAAAGGUCUUAUUUUUCUGCUCAUCCUGAAUUUCGCGAUCUUCCGGUUCUGCCUAUGUUAGGAAUCCAAAAUCUUCGCAAAAACUUGAUUCAUGUACUUGAGUACACAAUGUCAAAGAAUUUACAGUACACUGCUGACUCCAUACGGUCAGAAUUGGAUGAUUGUAGUUACCAAUAUAAAGUUCAAUAUAAUGAUCGUCUUUUAACUGCGGAAUCUUACAUUGCCGAAAACCUUGAUGUUUUGAAGGCUGCAUUUAAGGAACUGUCACAGAAACUUGAUAAAAAUGAAGUUCGUGCGUUGCUUAAAGAAAGUCUAAACGAAAAGACUCUGGACUUGUUGGCUGAAAGAUAUUGGGUGGACGAAAGCAUCCUAGAUUGGACCAAGCAAUCCAAAACAGUCGAUGAACAUUGGCAGUAUAAAUUGGAUAGUUGUGUCUCCCUAUUGACACGUAUGGGUUUGGGUAGGGUAUCUACGUUGCAGGUUACAGAGUUAUUAUCAAGAAAGGUUGAGGAGAUUGCUAAACAGAGUCCCUUUGGAGAGCAUCCUGGUGCCUUGCAGUAUAUUUUAAAUGCUACUCAGGACAUUCUACGAAGAAGAUAUCAUAAUACCUCCGAACAGGUAGAAAAUUGUGUGAAGCCAUAUAAAUUCGAAGUUGAAAUAGAUGACGAAGAAUGGAAAAUCAGUCGCUCAGAAGCCCAGGCACUGAUACAGAAAGAACUUAGCAUGUGCCAAAAUGCAGAAGAGAAAAUAAGAAAGGUGCUAGGCUCUAAAAGACUGUCACAAGUACUUGACUUUUUAGAUUCACAAGCAAAAUCUUCUGAGCCAUUACCGGUUGCUCAUAGCGCGAUAUUGUUGGAUCAGGGUCGAUUGAUGCAGUACUUGCAAAUGCGAGAAGAUAUUUUGAAGCUACGUCUUUCGACUUUGAAGUCCAAAACGUGUAAGUUGAAAGAGUCAAAAUACCUGUGUCCUGAAGUUUUCCUUAAUGCUGUGUCGAAUAAACUAAUAAACACAGCUGUAUUAUUUAUUAAUAUCGAACUGCUUUCCGAAUUCUAUUAUCAAUUUCCUAGAGAAUUAGAUCAACGACUUAUUCAUUCUCUUACUUCUGAUCAGUUGGCAUCAUUUGUGGACGAAAAUCCUCGCCUGAAGUCUCAAAUUCAGCUUCAACAUAAAAAACAAGCUUUGGAAUUGGCUCUGUUGAAAAUCAAUUCUCUCGCGAUGCUUGAACGACAAACGGAUAGUGAUUAA